AUGGGCGGAAAGAGGGGUACACGGCGACGAGGCAUGUCGUCAUCGCAUGAUCGAGGGGCCAUCCAGGGUGGCUGUGCGAACAGAGGCGGAAACACCAUGAAAGUCGCUUCUGUAGUGUCGCAGGCCAGAGCGGGCCAGAAGGAGCUAAGCUUCAACGCCAAGACACGCCAGGAAGUUGAUUAG
Messenger RNA from Neurospora tetrasperma FGSC 2508, 183 nucleotides. RefSeq lists its product as uncharacterized. The record is from RefSeq and is a predicted model, not a curated record. NCBI's taxonomy places the organism in Eukaryota, Fungi, Ascomycota, Sordariomycetes, Sordariales, Sordariaceae. Bases 1 to 183 code for a protein of 60 amino acids. The transcript has a single exon.